Macrosiphum euphorbiae (potato aphid) is the source of this 282-nucleotide messenger RNA. The record is from the annotation of a GenBank genome assembly. NCBI's taxonomy places the organism in Eukaryota, Metazoa, Arthropoda, Insecta, Hemiptera, Aphididae.
AUGUCACAACUUCUACAUUCGACAUUUUUUCAAAAUAUUCCCAAAUCACACUCCUGGCUUUCGACGACAUCAUGUGCGAUUGUGCGAACUGCAAAAAUUAAAGUCGGACUUCGGAGGUACGAACAGUACGAAGUACGAGAACGAAAAGAUGGCUGGCCGCUGGCGGAAAAACGAAAUUACUCAGAGAACGAUUCACGAAUGAAACUGUGGUUAUCAGGUUAUGCAGGGUGGCCAACACCUCCGUCCAAAUAUGCACGGUGUCAAUCGGCAGUAAGCCAGUAG